Chlamydomonas reinhardtii is the source of this 1643-nucleotide messenger RNA. RefSeq lists its product as uncharacterized. The record is from RefSeq and is a predicted model, not a curated record. Lineage: Eukaryota; Viridiplantae; Chlorophyta; Chlorophyceae; Chlamydomonadales; Chlamydomonadaceae. The transcript has 2 exons. The coding region runs from base 446 to 613 and encodes 55 amino acids.
GUUGCGCUGCUGCCUCGAUCCAUAACGCCUACAGUUUGGUGUUUGGAGGUAGAAGGCCCUCCGAUAGCGCUAUGAACCGCCCAGCGGUCUUCAAAUAUCACCACAAUCCGCUACCAUCCUAAGGGAGGCGUUGUCUACAGCAGCUAGCUCGCAACCCAGUCCGAGCCCAGCCGAGAUGUCACCUACCUGCGUAUGCUGGGAAAUAUGCUGGUCACCGUACAGUUUUGAAGCCGCUAGCACAGCCGGUUUACAUGAAAUCGCGGGCGACGCCCGCUUUGCCCCGCAGCCCCGUACCCCCGACUGCUUUCCGAGCAUCCCCGACAAAGGCCACACCAUGUGGCCACAGCCGCAGCCAGAGGGAUGACACGCCCGGUUCCCGAGGGCUUCGCACUGAGCCGGGCGAGCUCCGGUGGGCGCUCAGCGCGGUCCUGUAUUGCUAAUCUUGAUGAGUAAACCGCUCAGCGCGCUGGGUUGCGGGGCUCAUCGACUGGGCCGUCGGCUCAUCCGGGUGUGCGGACCGCUCAUCCAGCUUGGCGGCCCUUCGCUGGGCCGAAGCUCUCAGCAGCUGAGAGCAGCCGAAACAGCCCGUGUCAUCCCCCUACAGCAGCUCUAGAAUACACCACAGCGAAUGAGCAGGCGCUACUCUUGUCGGGUUUGCCAGUUGUGCAGCGCCCGCUACACCACUCCCUUGCACUUGGGCCGGUGCGUGCACUGAACCAGGUGCGCCAGCAGGUGACGGGACCUGUCGGCGUACGCCUGCACCCGCCAAGGCACCCGCUCCCCCGCCUCUUGCACGCAGCUUGCAAGGCUGGCAUGCGGCUCCUCAAGACGGGGAGCAAACGGACUACCGUACUGACACUGUGCUUAAACGCCCCCCAUACGGCGGGCUCACCGUGCGUGGCGGACUUGCCUUUCACCCAGCCUGAGGCUCUUGGCCCAGGCGGUAUCGGGCAACCCGCGCUCAGCUUCUGGCCGUCAGUCUAUUGGAGCGCCUCACCGUGCUUGCCAAUAAUGGUGGACGGCCACGCGCAUCCACGCGCAUGUGGAUGGAUGCUGGGGUCGAACAUGGGGAUGACAUUGAGACUGGAAGCCGUGAGCCCGAUGGCAUGAUCCAUGGCUGUUGUUGACGCCUGUUUACAGGCUUUCGAUGAUAGGUAACAGGGCCUGCAGCGCUGUUUACAGGCCGCACGAGUGUUGAGAAGCAGGGACUGUGCAACGGAGCGCUUUGACGUGAACGUGUUAUGGCAUAUGACUGAUUCACACGUCGGUAAUGACCCCUGACUGAUGUUCGCGGGUGCUGCGUAUGCUGGCGUGCCCAAGGAUCGUUGUUGGAUAAGCUUGCUGGUCGCAAUACCGUGUAAGUGUGGGAAAUGCUGCGUGCGGACGCGGUAUCAAGUUACCGGUAAUCGAGAAGCGUCUUACAGCAAAAGUCUGCGUGAACAGAGGCAAGGGCCGUGCUGCAGGUGGAGUAGCACGCUGCGGCAGGUAGAGAGCGGGAGAGAGGCGAGGGUAAGGGAGCGAGAAGCAGGUGACAGGCGAGGCUGACGCAAGUUGGCGCACAAUGGCUCGCUCAUAUGGUUACCUCGCGCGCUGUGAAAGGCCAGAGAGCUGUCGUCGUGGGCGUGCUGUAGUCGGGGUGGCAU